Cajanus cajan (pigeon pea) is the source of this 950-nucleotide messenger RNA. RefSeq names its product auxin-binding protein ABP19a. NCBI's taxonomy places the organism in Eukaryota, Viridiplantae, Streptophyta, Magnoliopsida, Fabales, Fabaceae. The record is from RefSeq and is a predicted model, not a curated record. Gene Ontology annotation, molecular function: manganese ion binding.
AUCAAUACUGCUUCAAGUUGAGUAAGAAACCAAUCUACAAUAAGCGAUGAUUCUCAUUAUCUCCCUCAUUUUCUCUCUUCUCUCCUUCUCCCAUGCUUCUGUCCUAGAUUUCUGUGUUGCAGAUUAUGCAGCUCCUAUUGGCCCUGCAGGAUACUCCUGCAAGAAGCCUGCAAAGGUCACAGCUGAUGAUUUUGCCUUCAGUGGCCUUGGCGUUGCUGGCAAUACCUCAAACAUCAUCAAAGCUGCAGUGACCCCUGCAUUUGAUGCUCAGUUUGCUGGUCUCAAUGGCCUUGGCAUUUCUGCGGCACGUUUGGACUUGGCACCAGGUGGAGUUAUUCCACUCCACACUCAUCCUGGUGCUUCAGAAUUACUUGUUGUAGUACAAGGGAGCAUCUUGGCUGGAUUCAUUUCUUCUGACAACACUGUCUACCUCAAAACUCUUAAGAAGGGGGAUGUUAUGGUGUUCCCUCAAGGCUUACUGCACUUCCAAAUCAACGCAGGUGGUUCUCCAGCCCUGGCAAUUGUAAACUUCAGUAGCUCCAAUCCUGGUUUACAAAUUCUGGACUUUGCUUUGUUCAAAAGUAAUUUCCCCACACCAUUGAUAGUAGAAACCACUUUCCUUGAUGCUGCUCAGGUGAAGAAGCUUAAGGCUGUUCUUGGAGGCACAGGCUAAACCAUAGGAAGUUAUCCGUGAAACAGACUGAACUCAAGCAUGUUGUAUCUUAUGUUUAAGUUUAUUUAUUGCCUUGGUCUACAUUUUGGAUUUACCAUGCAUGUGUAGGUAGGACUCUUCUUUUAGCAGGAUUAGUAGUUCAGUAAUAAAACCUUGUCCGAUCUGGCUUUUGGAGUAAUGUUUAUUGUUAUCGAGUUUCAUUUUAUGGCAGAUGAUUCUGUACUUGAGAAAAUUGCGCUAUAAGAUGAAUUUAAUAUAUGGCCUUUUCUCGAGUAUA